ACCUGCACGGCCGCGGGCGGCAAGAGGCGGCGAACAAAUAGUCCCCGGCGCCUCCUCCGGCCGCGGUCGGGCGCCGCCGCUGCAGCCGCCGCCGGGCUGGCCGAGCCCCGCCGGACCGGGCUGGCCGCGCGGACCGGGCUCCUGGGCUCUAAUUGCGGCGCUUAUGUUGAUGAUGAUUUUUUUUUUUUAAAUCACAGCAGCCCCCAGUUUAGCGGACUGAUUUACUCCCGGUAUUGGUAAAUAUGAUCACGUGGGCCGCGCGACCAAUGGUGGAGGCUGCAGCCUGCGAACUAGUCGGCGGCUCGGGCGCCGGCGGGGAGCGGCGCGGCGGCGGGCAGUGUAACCUUGGGUGGGAGCGCGCGGCGCCUCAAAAUGUCCUCCAGUGGCACCCUCAGCAACUACUACGUGGACUCGCUCAUAGGCCAUGAGGGCGACGAGGUGUUCGCCGCGCGCUUCGGCCCGCCGGGGCCCGGCGCGCAGGGCAGGCCCACAGGUGUGGCCGACAGCCCGGCCGCCGCCGCCGCCGAGUUUGCCUCGUGUAGUUUUGCCCCCAAAUCGGCCGUGUUCUCCGCCUCGUGGUCCGCGGUGCCCGCCCAGCCCCCGGCGGCGGCGGCGAUGAGCGGCCUGUACCACCCGUACGUGCCCCCGCCGCCCCUGGCCGCCGCCGCCUCCGAGCCCGGCCGCUACAUGCGCUCCUGGAUGGAGCCGCUGCCCGGGUUUCCCGGCGGCGCGGGCGGCGCGGGCGGCGGCGGCGGCGGCGGCGGGAGCGGCGGGGGCGGAGGCGGCCCGGGCCCUGGUCCCAGCCCCGGCCCCAGCGGCCCACCCAACGGGCGCCACUACGGGAUUAAGCCUGAAACCGGAGCGGCCCCGACCCCCGCCGCCGCCGCCACCUCCACCUCCUCCUCCACUUCCACGUCUUCCUCCUCCAAACGGACUGAGUGCUCCGCGGCCCGGGAGUCCCAGGGGAGCGGCGGCCCCGAGUUCUCCUGCAACUCGUUCCUACGGGACAAGGCGGCAGCGGCGGCUGGGGGACCCGGGCCCGGGGCAGGGAUCGGGGCCGGGGCCGGGGCCGGGGCAGGCGGCUCGUCGGAGCCCUCGGCUUGCAGCGACCACCCGAGCCCGGGCUGCCCACUGAAGGAGGAGGAGAAGCAGCAUCCGCAGCCGCCGCAGCAGCAACUUGACCCAAACAACCCUGCAGCAAACUGGAUCCACGCUCGCUCCACCCGGAAAAAGCGCUGUCCCUACACCAAAUACCAGACGCUUGAGCUGGAGAAGGAAUUCCUCUUUAACAUGUACCUCACCCGGGACCGGCGCUAUGAGGUGGCAAGGAUUCUGAACCUCACAGAGAGACAGGUCAAAAUCUGGUUCCAGAAUCGUAGAAUGAAAAUGAAAAAGAUGAGCAAGGAGAAAUGCCCCAAAGGAGACUGACCCGGCGCGGCGCCGGCGGGACCACUCUGCGCUGCAAAGGCAGUGGGGUUUUUUGUUGUUGUUUGUUCGUGGAUGCUUGAUUUCCAGAAAUUCUCCAGCGAUUCGGACAUUUCCUCUCCCCCAUCCCCGCCCUUUUUAGGUAGAAGUGACUGUGUGGUUGGUCUCUGUGAGGUAUUUGGGGGACUCUGUAUUUGCUCGCUUAUGUGUCGGAGAAACGAAGUGGCUUUGGGGUUUUGCCUUUUCCCCCGCUCCCUCCCUUGACUGAAACGUUGGUUCCAUAGGAAAUGCUAUAUUUUGUGAGUGCACGCUGGAUUGAGGGGCCCUCUCCUGUGUAAAUGUUCCCUAGGUUUCUGAAAAGUGCUGUAGUUUAGCAAUCCCAGCGUUGCUCAAGCAGGGGCCAAGUGUGCCCCACUUCUGAGGAUGAAGGCAGAGCGGCCGCAGUGGGAGGCCCACCGGGUGCCCACUAGUUACGAGGGUCCCCUUUCCUCAGGGAGCCCCGGGGGCCCUCCACUGAGACGGGGAAGGAGGCCUAGAGGGGAGCCCAGGGCCUCUGGUGGGUCGGGGGUCUAUUCUCAGUGCACUGGAGGAGCCACUCUCUCCUCGGAGGGCUCUGCUUGCGUGGGCGGCCGCGCGUGGAGGCCCUCUGGGUUCCUGCCUGAGAACCAGUUGUAAAUGUUACCGCUUCCUACCAAUAAAUGCUGACCUGAUCAAAUGG
Messenger RNA from Nyctereutes procyonoides (raccoon dog), 2143 nucleotides. It is a transcript of the gene HOXD9, whose product is annotated as homeobox D9. Gene Ontology annotation, biological process: anterior/posterior pattern specification; embryonic skeletal system morphogenesis; DNA-templated transcription. Lineage: Eukaryota; Metazoa; Chordata; Mammalia; Carnivora; Canidae. The record is from RefSeq and is a predicted model, not a curated record. Gene Ontology annotation, cellular component: nucleus. The coding region runs from base 373 to 1428 and encodes 351 amino acids. Gene Ontology annotation, molecular function: RNA polymerase II cis-regulatory region sequence-specific DNA binding; DNA-binding transcription factor activity, RNA polymerase II-specific. The transcript is spliced from 2 exons.